AUGUCAGGAGAUCAGCGUGUUGAUAGCUCUACUCAAGAGGGAGGUGAUGAAGAUCAUGAUGAUGUAGUUGAUGCAAAGCCAGACAGAAGUAGCAGAUUCUCACUUUUUGGAAAAAAAAAAAAGAAGAAUGGAGAAGAAGAACAGCCAAAGUCCUCUCUCAGUAAUCAGUACCGAAUUGUUACACCCACAUUCCAGUAUAAUAUGGACUACAAGAAAGUUGGCAAAUGUAUUAUUAUAAACAACAAAAAUUUUGAAGACAAAACAGGAAUGGGUACACGCAAUGGCACUGACAAAGAUGCUGGAGAUCUAGCUAAGAGUUUUAGAAACUUAGGUUUUGAGGUUUACACAUACAAUGACCGAAGCCGUGAUGAUAUGGAAAAAUUACUGAAGCAAGCUGCUGAGGAGAAUCACAGUGAUGCCGCUUGUUUUGCCUGUAUCCUUCUAAGCCAUGGGGAAGAAGGCCUCAUCUAUGGCACUGAUGGACCCAUGGCUAUCAAGAGUUUGACUGCGCUAUUCAGAGGAGACAAGUGUAAAAGCCUUAUAGGCAAACCCAAAUUAUUUUUCAUUCAGGCAUGCAGAGGCUCUGAAUUUGAUGAAGGUAUACAAACUGACUCUGGACCUGCAAAUGACACUCUGGAAACAGAUGCCAAUCCGAGAUACAAAAUCCCAGUAGAAGCAGAUUUUCUGUUUGCAUAUUCCACAGUGCCAGGUUAUUACUCCUGGAGGAAUCCUGGAAGAGGCUCCUGGUUUGUGCAGUCUCUGUGCUCUGUGCUAAAUGAGCAUGGAAAACAACUUGAGAUCAUGCAGAUCCUCACACGGGUCAACUAUGUGGUUGCCACAAAUUUUGAAUCACAGUCUGAUGAUCCACGCUUCAGUGAGAAGAAGCAGAUUCCCUGCGUGGUCUCUAUGCUCACUAAGGAACUUUACUUCUGAAAGUGUAUUUUAAUGCAGCCAGUGAUGAAAGAUCAGGAUAUGGUUUUGGGUGGAGAUUUGAUUAUAAACUGGAGUAACACAUUCUUAAUAACAGAAAUGUAAUUACACUAGAUUUUUAUAUUGUAUAAGCUGGGGUAUCUGAUGGAUGGGCAAUACGCAAGAUUUUAAAAAAGAAAGAAAUGCUGUGGGCCAACCUGACAGCUAAUACUAAUUACUGUAUCUUGAUUUCCCUUAGUGUGGCUGUCAUGAUUUAUGGCUACUGAAGAUGUUCGAGAGUCAGCUACCUGACCCAUAAAGGUUUAUUCCAGAAAACAGAUUGUAAAUUAAGAACAAAAAAAUUAAAUCGUGAGACUCCAUCUUUUCUUUCACUGCUAGCUCAUGGAACCGUAACUUCCUCGGAAAUUUCCAAAGACCAUCAUAUUAUGAGUAUGUCCAGUGAUGAAACAGUUUGUAGCUAUUUAAAAGGGUGUUUCUUAGUCUAAUAUAUUAAUUUCCUUUUUAUGAACAUUAUUGAUGAAGACUAAUGGUUGCUCUGUGCUUAAUCUGGAAGUCAAUUUACUUAGUUAUCACUCUAGCAUAAGAUGGAUAAAUAAAAAAUAAAUAUUUGUAGAUGAUUGACCUGAAUAAUAUG
Molecule: messenger RNA, 1564 nt
Organism: Gymnogyps californianus (California condor)
Lineage: Eukaryota; Metazoa; Chordata; Aves; Accipitriformes; Cathartidae
Gene: CASP7
Product: caspase 7
Exons: 7
Coding region: 1-933 (310 amino acids)
Biological process (GO): proteolysis; apoptotic process
Cellular component (GO): cytoplasm
Source: RefSeq, a predicted model, not a curated record